CGAGCGCGGCUUCGUCUUAUCUGUCUUUCCUGUCCAAUGUCCCACCGAGUAGGCUGAGCCACGUGUAUGCAGUAGCGUUUCGCUUGUCUUCAAACGUCCAAUUUCUUGUGUUUCAUAGGAACACAAUAAAGCACCAUGGUGAAGUUAGCAAAGGCAGCAAAUAAGCCAGUAACUCAGAAGAAAAAAGCCCCUCCACCCCCUAAAGAAGUGGAGGAAUCUAGUGAAGAGGACAGUAGUGAAGAGGAAGAAGAGAUGCCUCCCCCUAAAGCAGCGAAGAAAACCAUACCAGCCAAAGCUGCCCCAGUUGUCAAAAAUGGCGCUGUUGCCAAAAAAGCAGAAAGUGAUGAUGAUGACGAUGAUGACGACGAUGAUUCUGAGGAGGAGUCUGAAGAGGAGGCCCCCCCACCUAAAAAGACCCCUGCCAAAGCAACACCGGCUAAACCAGCAGCCAAGGCGGCCCCUGCAAAGGCUGAGGAGUCAGAUGAUGAUGAGGAUGAUGAUGAUGACGAUGAUGAUGAUGAUGACUCUGAAGAAGAAGCCCCACCUCCUAAGAAAGCAGCCAAGCCUGCUGCAAAGCCUCCAGUGAAAGCUGCUCCUGCAGAGGAGUCCUCUGAUGAAGAUGAUGAUGACGAUGAUGACUCAGAGGAAGAGGCCCCACCUCCAAAAAAGGCUGCCCCAGCCAAACCAGCUGCAAAGGCUGCCAAAGAGGAGUCUGAUGAUGAUGACGAUGAAGAUGAUGAUGAAGAUGACUCUGAAGAGGAGAUGGACACGACUCCUGCCCCAGCAAAGGCAAAGAAAGCAGGCAUGGUGAAGGCCAAGGAAGAGUCAGAGGAGGACGAUGACGACGACGAUGAUGAUGAUGAUGAUGACGAUGAGGAGGACGAAGCACCCCCAGUGACUCCCUCUAAGAGGAAGGCAGAGAGCAAGAAGGACACCCCUCCUGCUAAGAAGGCAAAGUCAGAUGGUGAAGGUUUCUGUCUAUUUGUUGGGAACUUGAACUCCAACAAAGAUUUUGAAGAAAUCAAAGGCUCUUUAAGAAAAUUCUUCUCCAAGAACGACCUCGAGGUUGUUGAUGUCAGGUUAGGUGGAUCCAAGAGAUUUGGUUAUGUGGACUUUGCAUCUGAGGAGGACAUGCAGAAAGCUCUGGAGCUGAACGGCAAAAAGGUCAUGGGUCAGGAGGUGAAGUUGGACAAGCCCAGAAGCAAAGAUGGCUCACAGGAGGGCAAGAAAGAGAGAGAUGCAAGGACCCUUUUUGUAAAAAAUCUUCCCUUCUCUGCGACUGCCGACGACCUGAAGGAACUCUUUGAAGAUGCAGUUGAUGUCAGGUUACCUCCAGGCCAGAACGGUUCAAACAGAGGCAUUGCCUACAUAGAGUUCAAAACCGAGGCUGAAGCAGAGAAAAUGCUGGAGGAGGCUCAGGGAGCAGACGUACAGGGGAGGUCUAUCAUGAUCGACUAUGUUGGAGAGAAGAGUCAGAAAGGAGCCAAGGUGGCAGCAUCAGGAGCAGCUUGUAAAACACUGGUAGUGAAUAAUCUGGCCUUCAGUGCCACUGAGGAAGUCCUUCAGUCCACAUUUGAGAAGGCUGUUUCUAUCAGAAUCCCACAGAGAGACGGCAGACCUAAAGGUUUUGCUUUUCUAGAGUUUGAGAGCACAGAGGAUGCUAAAGACGCUCUGGAGAACCUCAACAACACAGACAUUGAAGGCCGAUCAAUCAGACUGGAGUACAGUCAGAACAGCGGCGGCAGAGAUGGAGGCAGGGGAAACUCAGGUCCAACAAAAACCCUCUUCGUCAAAGGGCUCUCUGAAGACACAACAGAUCAAACCCUGAAGGAAGCGUUUGAGGGCGCUUCAGCAGCCAGGAUAGUCACAGACAGAGACACCGGGUCAUCUAAAGGUUUUGGCUUUGUGGACUUCGAUAGCGAGGAGGACUGCAAGGCAGCAAAGGAGGCCAUGGAUGACGGCGAGAUUGAUGGUUGCAAGGUCACCCUCGACUACGCCAAGCCCAAGGGUGAAGGCGGCUUCCGAGGAGGCAGAGGCGGUGGAUUUGGCGGCGGAUUUGGUGGCCGUGGCGGCGGCAGAGGACGUGGUGGUUUCGGUGGCUUUGGCGGCCGUGGUGGAGGCAGAGGAGGAGGAAGGGGAGGCCCUCGCGGAGGACGAGGUGGCCGUGGUGGCUUUGGAGGUGGAAGAGGAGGUGGUGGUGGAUUUGGUGCUAAACCCCAGGGGAAGAAAAUCAAGUUUGACGACUAAAUCCUUAGUCUGUUUUACUUUUUGAAUGGACUCUGGUUUCAUCUUUUUUCAGAGCUUUUGGACAUUCCAGAAAGCGUAAUUGAUAUAUAUUUAACUGUUAAUGGGCAUUUUAGCCCUUUAUUUAGAUCCUUCAAACCUCCCCCUACCCUCCUGUGCCAGACUGGUACGUCAGACCUUCUCAGCUCGAGUGCUACACGUUAGCACUGAAUGUCCCUAAUGCAAACCUGCACCUCUCAUCCUUGUUAGCUCUCUUGCUUUUCUGAAGGAGUAAAAAGGAAAAGGUUUGCUGUGAAAAAUCUGCUUGUCUUUGUCAGAUACAUUGUGUAAAUUUAAACAGUUUGUAUGAUUUUCAUUUUACCUUUUGUAAAAAAAAAAAAGAAACCCUUGUAUCCAUAUGUUUUUGUUUUUAUUUUGUUUGUCGUUUAGUUUGCUUUAGGUGCCAAGUUUUACUGUAAUGUGCAAAGCAUAUUUUGAUAGAAGAUUUGAGUCGGUGUUCUAGAGUUGGUUAAGAAAAAUGGCAAAGAUGUUCUGUCAUGGUUGUUUGAUGGGGCACAGUCAGUGUCUGAGUCACAGCGGAGGAAAUGCCUCUCGUCUAUGUAACAUAAAAUAUUUGUAGUGCAUUGACUAAUUUUUCCCAUCUGAGAAUCUGAAGAUUUUCAUGUGAUAAAAUAAAAUCUUGUAGGUGGUGAUUUUUAAA
Cheilinus undulatus (humphead wrasse) is the source of this 2944-nucleotide messenger RNA. RefSeq names its product nucleolin (gene nucleolin). The transcript is spliced from 16 exons. The record is from RefSeq and is a predicted model, not a curated record. Bases 136 to 2247 code for a protein of 703 amino acids. Gene Ontology annotation, molecular function: RNA binding. NCBI's taxonomy places the organism in Eukaryota, Metazoa, Chordata, Actinopteri, Labriformes, Labridae.